Messenger RNA from Setaria italica (foxtail millet), 2089 nucleotides. Its product is annotated as sucrose transport protein SUT5. NCBI's taxonomy places the organism in Eukaryota, Viridiplantae, Streptophyta, Magnoliopsida, Poales, Poaceae. Gene Ontology annotation, biological process: transmembrane transport. The transcript has 11 exons. Gene Ontology annotation, molecular function: sucrose:proton symporter activity. The coding region runs from base 119 to 1702 and encodes 527 amino acids. The record is from RefSeq and is a predicted model, not a curated record. Gene Ontology annotation, cellular component: membrane.
CCCUUCCCACCUCAUCCCGUGAUCAUUUGCCUGUCCCUAUCGCUCUCCCUUCUUCCCUGCGACCAAUCCGCGUACUCGUUCCACCUCCUCCUCCUCGGCCCGUCGCGCCGCGGCAGCCAUGGAGGGUGACGGCAAGGAGGCCGCCAACAAGCGCCUCGACUGGGCGACCAUGAACCUCGAGAGCGGCGGCGGCGUCGCCGGCGAGAAGGGCGACGGCAAUGCGAGCCGGAAGCCGCCGAUGAGCAUCUUCCGGCUCUUCCUGGCGUGCAUGGUCUCCGGCGGCAUCCAGUACGGCUGGGCGCUACAGCUCUCCCUCCUCUCACCGUACUCGCAGACUCUUGGGAUCUCCCACAGCUACGUCUCGCUGACAUGGAUCUGCGGGCCUAUCGCCGGAUUUGUGGUGCAACCCAUCGUCGGCUACUACAGCGACCGAUGCACGGCGAAGAUUGGCCGGCGGCGGCCCUUCGUCCUUGCCGGAUGCAUCAUCAUCUGCCUCUCUGUCUUGAUGAUCGGCUUCUCGGCGGACAUCGGACGCCACCUCGGCGACACCAAGGAGCACUGCAGCACGUUCAAAGGCUCCCGCUGGUCCGCCGCCGCCGUCUACAUCGUCGGCUUCUGGUUCCUCGACUUCGCCAACAACACCGUCCAGGGACCGGCUCGCGCGAUGAUGGCAGACCUUUCCGCUGGACAGCAUGGUCCCAACGUUGGCCAGGCGAUCUUCUCCUUGUGGAUGGCUCUCGGCAGCGUCCUCGGCUACUUGUCCGGCGCCAACGCGAAGUGGCACGAGUGGCUCCCGUGGCUCAAGACCGCGGCGUGCUGCGACGCCUGCGCAAAUCUCAAGGGUGCCUUCUUGACUGCCGUGAUCCUCAUUAUCAUCAGCAUGUCGGUUACCUUGGCCCUCGCCGGCGAGGAGCAGCUUGCCAAGGACGACGUCGACGUCUCCUCUGGCGGCGCGUGCUCGGCUUUCGCCGAUCUCUUCAAGAGCCUUAAGAACCUGCCACCUGCCAUGUUCAAGGUGCUCGCCGUCACGGCCGUCACCUGGCUCUCGUGGUUCCCCUUCUUCCAGUACAACACCGACUGGAUGGGCCGGGAGAUCUACCACGGCGAGCCGCAGGGCGCGGGCGGCAAGGCGGACGCCUUCGACGCCGGGGUGCGCGAGGGCGCCGUCGGCCUCCUCUUCUGCUCCAUCGCUCUUGGCGUCACAUCCUUCCUCAUCCCCAAGCUUUGCCGGAAGCUCACGUCCCGGGUCGUCUGGUCGAUCAGCAACCUGAUGGUGUUCGCAAUCAUGACGGUCAUGGUCGUCCUUGGCAUGAUCUCCAUGAAGGGCUACAAUCCCUCCCUCACUGCCAGCCUCAUUGGUCCUGACAAAACGUACAGGGGCAUAGCGCUCGCCGUCUUCGCACUCAUCGGCAUCCCGCAGGCCGUGCUUUUCAGUGUCCCGUGGGCCGUUGCGUCUGAGGUUGCCUCCGAGGAGGGUGGAGGCCAAGGUCUCACCAUUGGUGUCCUCAACAUCGCCAUAGUCCUUCCGCAGCUGGUGAUCGCGCUCACCGCUGGCCCAAUCGAUGGCGCCUUCAACAAGGGCAACACCCCGGCCUUCGGCAUCGGCGCUGCCUUCGCCCUGAUCUGUGCGGUCCUGGCAGUCGUCCUGCUCCCCAAGACGAAAGGUUUGUCCAACGCCACCCUCAUGGCGGGCGGGCACUGAUCUCCGGCCGGUACGGCAACACACUGGCAGUGCCGAGGUAGAUCAGAAAUCCAGCAUCUGCGUCUUGGUUUCUGCCGCACCCAAUCCCACACAAGGAAUUAAACACUGAUCUAAGGAGGAAUGCAAUGGUUAAGCUAGCUUUUGGGUGAUAAUCCCGGAGUGUUGUCAAUGUCAAGUCUGUUCAUAUAUGAGGUUGUGUUCAGCCUCAUGUUGUUGAAUUCUGCUCUAGGUUUUCCCUUGGACCUUACUACUUUUACAGCAGUAGAGGGCGAGGUAGAUCUCUCCAAAUGUUUUGCACAACUGGAAAUGUAUCUCAAGUUCUCUCUGAUGUAAUCGUUACAAGCCUACGAAUGAAACGCAUUCUAAAUACUUCUUUUUGGCUUGAUA